AUGGGCUCCAACAUAGCCGUAUCAAUUUUGAUAUUCAUCAUCAAAGUUGUCGUCACUUUGUACGAUAUCCUCACCAUUCCAGUGUACUACUACGUUCAGAAGCCGUGGAAACGGCAAGCAGCUGCUCAGAGUGCUCGUGCUAAGCAGUUAGAGCCAUCAAAUGUAUACGGCGCCUGGAUGCGAACCACCCAGCCACCAAAGAGCUUAAUUGACGGCUGUGAAAAUGUAAACCAGCUAUUUGACCGCGUCGUCGCCAAGUACGGCAACAAGCAAGCUUUCGGAUACCGACCAGUUUUGGGCGAGUCAAAUGAUGUUCAAUCAAAUGGACGGGUCUUCAAGAAAUACAUCCUCGGCGAUUACGUCUGGAACACCUACAACGAAAUGCAAGAGCGCGUCAACAACUUGUCGUCUGGUUUCCUCCAACAAGGCAUCAAACACGGUGACAUUGUCAUGAUCAUGGCCGACACCUGUCUGCAGUGGAUGAUGUCUGCGCUGGCCCUUAUGAAGAUCGGCGCCACGGUGUCAACACUGUACGCCACUCUGGGCGAGGACGGCAUUGUGCACGGCAUCAACGAGACGGAGGUCACCCACAUCAUCACCACCCAGGAUUUGCUGGGCAAGAUGUUGGCUGUCCUAUCAAAGACUCCACUGAUCCGCCACAUCAUUUACAUUGAGGGCUUCAGCAAGACUGACAAGGCGCAACAGUUCCCCACUGAGGUGAAGGUUGUUCCCUUCUCAAAGGUGGAGGAGCAAGGAAAAUCGGUGCCGUUCCCGUCAAUGUACCCCAAAUCGAAGCCCAGCGACACUGCUAUCCUCAUGUACACCUCAGGAAGCACCGGGGUGCCCAAGGGCGUGAUGCUGUCUCACCAGAACGUCCUCAGCUCUGCCGCCGCCUACAGCAUCAUCUCACAUGCGCUCUCCGAGAAGGACUCCUACCUCGCCUACCUUCCACUCGCUCAUGUGCUCGAGAUGGCGUCAGAGUUCUUUUUCAUGUCUCUCGGCAUGAGCAUCGGCUACGGAUCACCUCUGACGAUGACGGACAAGUCGACUGGCAUCAAGAAGGGCUGUCCGGGAGACUUCUCUGUGCUGAAGCCAUCCAUCGCAACCGGUGUGCCCCUGGUGCUGGACCGAAUUCGCAAGGGAAUCACCGAGGAGAUCGACAGCAAGGGCGCCUUUGCUAAGCAGCUCUUUGAGUUUGUCAUCAGCUACAAGCGUCACUGGACCAAGCAAGGCUACCGCACUCCAAUCGUCAACUUUCUGGUCUGCAAUAAGAUCAAGCAGAUUCUCGGUGGCCGAUUGCGCCUGAUGGCUGUGGGUGGAGCGCCACUCGGCCCGGAGACUCACGAGUUCAUCGACGCCUGCCUCGACAUUGAGAUCCUGCAAGGCUAUGGCCUGACUGAGGUGGCCGCUGCUGGCACGCUCAUGGACCUCACCGAGCUUUCCUCUGGCCGUGUGGGCGCCCCGCUGGGCGGCGUCCGUCUCAAGCUGGUCGACUGGCUGGAGGGCAAUUACCGGGUCACUGAUAAGCCCUAUCCACGCGGCGAAAUAGUGCUCGGCGGACCGAAUGUCAGCAAGGGCUACUACAAGAAUGACCAGCUCACCAAGGAGUCGUACUUUGACGAGGAUGGCACUCGAUGGUUCUACACUGGAGAUAUCGCAGAGAUCUACCCGAACGGCACUGUCAAGAUUGUAGAUCGCCGAAAGGACCUGGUGAAGCUUCAAUUUGGCGAGUACAUUUCUCUUGGCAAAGUCGAAGCUGAACUCAAGUGCUCCACUUAUGUCGACAAUAUUUGCGUAAUUGGCGACUCAUUCCACGACCAUCUGAUUGCCCUGAUCGUGCCUAAUCCCAAGGCGAUUAGCCAGCUGGCCGCAAAGCUGGGCAAAGAGGGCAUGAGCUACGAAGAGAUGUGCCGAGAUGCUGAAAUCACCAAAGUAAUCACCAAGGAUAUCAUUGACUACUCGCUGAAACAAAGACUGAACAAGAUGGAGAUUCCAACGAAGAUUAAGCUCUGCUCUGAUGACUGGCUUCCCCAGUCUGGCCUCGUGACGGCAGCACUGAAGAUUCGCCGAAAGAACAUUCAUGACUUUUACAAAACGGAAAUUCGCUCUCUCUACGGAAUCAACUCUGUCUCCAAGUCAACAUAG
Molecule: messenger RNA, 2145 nt
Organism: Rhagoletis zephyria (snowberry fruit fly)
Lineage: Eukaryota; Metazoa; Arthropoda; Insecta; Diptera; Tephritidae
Source: RefSeq, a predicted model, not a curated record